GACCCAUCUGUUUUCUCAUGGCAUCUCGUCAACAAACCCGAAUCCAGGCUUACCUGGAGAAAAACAAGAUCGGUCCACUGUUUGAGGAAUUAAUGACCAAGUUAAUAACUGAGACACCUGACCAGCCAAUUCCAUUUCUCAUUGACCAUCUUCAAUCUAAACAAGGAAACCAAGGACAACUGCAAAGAGCUUUGUCAGGGUCAGCAGCUCUCUGGGCAGAAAGUGAAUCAUCAGAACCCAAAGGAACAAGAAGGGAUUUUAGAAGCUAUGAUAAACCUUGGCAGAUGAAUGCAAAGAAGCCUAAAAAAUCAAAAAGUGAUCUGGCUGUAUCUAAUAUUUCUCCUCCAUCACCAGACUCCAAAUCAUUGCCAAGGUCAGUAGACCAUCUUAAGUGGAACUGGCGGACUAAACCACAAAGCCGUGAUUUUGAUGAAUUGAACCACAUCCUUCAAGAGAGCAAGAAGCUGGGGAAAGCCCUUGAGAAUCUCUCUCGAAGUAUCGCGAUCUCAGAUGAACUUGAUAAGGAAACAUUGGCUUUCAAUUCCUCUCUUCUGAGACCUCGUGUGAUUGGGGAGUGGAUCGGCAGAGCAGAAAAUGAUGCUGAUCCCCUUGCAGCUGAAAUGCUGCAGCCGCCGGUUCCACGGAGUAAGAAUGACUCAUGGGAAAGUGAAGACAGCAGCUCGAGUCCAGCAGGAAGCUUAAAGAUGGAGCCCAAGACGAAAGGAUUAAAACAGCAGCAGCAGCAGCACAAGAAACUCCUGGCUGCAAUGCUUUCCCAGGACUCCUUCGAGUCCAUCCAUAGCCCCACACCAUCUGUAAUAGAAGAAGACAUUGAUAAUGAAGACGAUGCAAUGGAGUUGCUGGAAAAUCUGGAUGACUUAAGGAUGGAGGGUGUAACCUCUCUGGUACUUUCGGGGAGCAAAUUUAACCAAGGUCGUCCUACUCACCCUGCCGAGCCACAGGCCAAAGUCACACUGAACAUCUGUUCAAGGUGUGCCAGGCUUCAAGGAGACAACUUGAUGGAAAGAACAGAAGACACACUACAAAUACUUCAUACUCCAGAUGAGAUAAUCCCCGACUCAUUAGAUUCUUUACCUGGGACAGAAGAAACUCUUAUGGACGAAGGUGAAGAUUUUGAGAAAACAUCAAACUUAACAGAACCAGGAGAAGCCUCUAGUGGAGCACACUCUUUGAAAUCCUACAUGGAAGAAGAUGAGUCUUUGAAGCAAUUGCAGGUUGUGCAUCAGCCAUGGCUUUUACCAAGUGACACAGAAAGUGAAGGAAUUGAAACAGAGCAAGACAAACGCUCUGCUGAUCUUCUCUGUGUGCCAUGCUCGUCCUGUCCUACCCUGAUCUAUUCAGGUCUGUCUGUGAAACCGGCAAAGGAAGUUGCAAGUGGUCCUUAAGAAUAUUAUAGCUGACUGAAUCUUUACUUAUUGUCCUAAUUUGAUGUACUAAAUGUAAUAUCUAAAGAGAUGUCAUUUUCCUAAUGUCAAUAAUAAACAAGAUUAGGGUGUGCACUAAUGUAUAGUACAAGAACACUAAGUCUGUUGUCUAUGGAAUCUGAUACUCUUUGACCUGGUCAGUGUCUUGGGUUUAUGUUACUUUAUAUGUAGUUAUUAAAAUUAAUAUUGAUAUAUUAAAUAUUGGCUAACUCAAUGCUUAAAAAUUUCUGGAUUUUAAUUUAGCUAGGGUUUUCUACCUCUAUUUUUAUAAUAAUAUCUCAUAUUUUGGAUUAAUACGCAUUAUACUUGCCCACAUGUGCCAAGAUACAGCAUUAGUCCUGUGCAGCAGUUGACUGCUUAGUGUUAACCUAUUUGCAUCAGGAAAAAAUGUAUCCCCCACAACUGCCCCGAUAUGAUUAUAUUACCUAUUCCUAUUUAAAUAUGAUGGGUAUGUUACUUCAGUAAAGCAAACUAGUGAAUAAUGAAAUGCAUGCCCUCAGGACACUUGCAAAGAAAAUCACUUGAUAAUGUAUGCAAUUAUUGAGCUACACCUUACUUUGGGAAUGUGCUUUGUACUGAUUCUAAAUGAAUUGAUCUCAGUCAAUCUAUUGACUAUAUCUGCUAUAUUUUAUCUUAUUUGUCUUAAUGCAAGGUUUUUUUGGUGGGCUUUAAUGAAUUAAGGCUAAAUUAUACAACUGUGUAUAACUGUAAAAGAAACAAUUGUUAAAGACUCGGCCAUAGCUAAGGAAUA
Molecule: messenger RNA, 2196 nt
Organism: Mus caroli (Ryukyu mouse)
Lineage: Eukaryota; Metazoa; Chordata; Mammalia; Rodentia; Muridae
Gene: CUNH8orf34
Product: chromosome unknown C8orf34 homolog
Source: RefSeq, a predicted model, not a curated record